AUGGCCCUCCAUCCUCUCCAAUUUAUAUCAGGCCUGUUGACGAAAGGACACAUACGAUUCAGAGUCCCCUACUGGUCUGACACCCCGAAAUACUACCUCUCUACGUUCCUGGACCGGGAUACAGGCUGUGACAUCGUGGCCUCCUCCCAGCGUACCAGGAUGGUCUUCCAGAUGGACCUUGAGGAAGCGCAGACGAGGAGCACGAGUAUCGAGAUCUUGAACGGAUUCUGGAGCGACGUGUAUCCCUACUUUGGCGUGAGCGCGCGGGACAGAGGUACAGCGGGCGAUGUAUGGAGUCCCCCGACGAGCCCUCACUUCGAGUUCUACAGUGUACAACAAACGGCGGAUGCGAACCUCCAGCAGAAAGAGACUUCUUUCACAGCGUGCAUCAAACACCACAUGGAAGAACUUCCAUUCCAGGCUAGUGCAAUUUGGCGCUACGAUCCCUCCAACAAGGGUCGACUCACUCCCCACCUCCUCGCGCUCAAUGGAACGAAAAUUCCCAUUAUGAUCCGACAGGGGGUCUAUGGCAACGACGCGAUCCACUUCAGGGCCUUUUCCCCCUCAGAUGAAGGUGACUUGGACUACGCCAUGGCAAGUAGCAUUAUCCGAAAUAUCGGAAGAGUAAACACUCAAUUUCUCGCUGUGCAGGAACUCUAUUUUGAACCCUUGGAGGAGUGA
This is a messenger RNA of Coprinopsis cinerea okayama7#130, 681 nucleotides long. RefSeq lists its product as hypothetical. The transcript is spliced from 6 exons. The coding region runs from base 1 to 681 and encodes 226 amino acids. The record is from RefSeq and is a predicted model, not a curated record. NCBI's taxonomy places the organism in Eukaryota, Fungi, Basidiomycota, Agaricomycetes, Agaricales, Psathyrellaceae.